CUUACUGGUUCAGCACUUAAUGGUUCAGACCUCUUACUGGUUCAGCACUUACCCAUUCAGAAGUUACCAAACAGCCCCUAAGUCAACUAAGAACCAAAAUAAAAUACUCAAGACAAUAGAACGAAUUAUAGUAGGUGAAAUUAGCAAGAGGAUUUAAGUUAUUGUAUAGAUCGAUAUACGGAUUUGAGAUUUUUCGCGCUCCAAACUUGGGUAGAGCUUUCGACACCAAAGAAGCCGCAGCAUUCCAGCAAUGGCAGAGGUUACCCAAGCUGCUAGUGAUAUUCCUCCAAACAAGACAAUUUACAUUAACAACCUCAAUGAGAAAAUCAAGCUUGAUGAGUUGAAGAAGUCGCUACAGGCUGUGUUCUCUCAAUUUGGGAAGAUUCUGGAGGUCUUAGCUUUCAAAACCCUAAAACAUAAAGGUCAAGCAUGGGUAGUUUUUGAGGAUGUCUCAUUUGCGACCAAUGCUCUUCGCCAAAUGAAUGGGUUCCCAUUCUAUGAUAAGCCAAUGAAGAUACAAUUCGCAAAAACAAAAUCAGACGUUGUGGCAAAGGCCGAUGGUACUUUUGUACCUAGAGAAAAAAGGAAGAAGCAUGAAGACAAAGCAGGAAAGAAGAAAAAGGAGCACCAUGAUGCUGCUAAUCAAGCUGGAAUGGGCAUGAAUCCUGCUUAUGCUGGUGCUUAUGGUGUAGCCCCUCCGCAGCUUUCACAUAUGCCCUAUAAUAUGGGUGGAGGGAUGGGUGCUGCAGUACCGGAGGCGCCUGCUCCUCCAAACAAGAUAUUGUUUGUCCAGAACCUUCCGCAUCAAACGACACCCAUGAUGCUCCAAAUGCUGUUCUCUCAGUAUCCCGGAUUCAAGGAAGUUCGGAUGGUGGAAGCAAAACCCGGGAUUGCUUUCGUGGAGUUUGGGGACGAGAUGCAGUCCACCAUGGCAUCCCAGGCGCUUCAGGGAUUCAAGAUCAUGGGUGACAAUGCUAUGCUCAUUACUUACGCCAAGAAGUAAAUAUAUUGCCUUGUGCCUUAGCAGUACAAAACAACUGCUACUGUAGAAUUGAUGUUUUGACAUCCUCAUGCUGGCCAACUGUGUGAAACCAUUAGCUUUAUGAUAAUACCCUUUAUACCCCCCGAGGUUUAUAGGGACGGUGUAUUUGUGUGUUGAUACUUGAUUAUACUCUUUUUUUUCUUCUUUUAAAUUUUAUUGACUCUAUUAACAAUGUAGUAUCCAAUUCUACUUUAUUAACCUACUACUGAAGCAGGGUAAUGUUCU
Messenger RNA from Cuscuta campestris, 1267 nucleotides. NCBI's taxonomy places the organism in Eukaryota, Viridiplantae, Streptophyta, Magnoliopsida, Solanales, Convolvulaceae. The record is from the annotation of a GenBank genome assembly.